GCUUUGAAAAUGUCUGAAAACUCCAGUGACAGUGAUUCCUCUUGUGGCUGGACUGUCAUCAAUCAUGAGGGUUCUGACAUAGAGACAGUGACUUCAGAAAAUGGAAGCACAAAUGACAACCAUGAGUUUGUGUCAGAAGAAUAUGUGUCUUUGCAAGAAGAGGAGCAACCAGUUGAGCAACCAAUUGAUUUACAAGCUCAAUGUGACAGUGCUGGAGAUAUACCAGUGGUAGAUAAUAAUCUCUCUGCUUUUGAGGAAACUCAGACAGUUCCAGAGGAAACGAAAGAAAAAAUCCCUGAUGAUGUGUCUUGCAUUGGAACUAUUAGCGAUGAUUCUGACAUUGUUACACUUGAAGCUCCAAAGCCAGAGGAAACUCACAGCCAGGAGGAAGCUCCAGCUGAUGGUGAAGAAGCUCGAAGUUCAGAUGAUUUUAACAUGGGUUCUUCCUCUAGCAGUCAAUAUGCGUUUUCCCACCUAGAAACUGUUUUUUCAUCUCAGGCUAGCAAAGAUGAAUCAAGUAGUGAUGAAACUAGCAAUCAGUCCAGUCCCACAGUGCGAAAACGUCGGGCUAAGAAGAGGCUGAUCUCUAGCUCUGAGGCUGAGGGUGGAUCACCCCCUGAACCCGAGCCUGAACCUCCCAGAGAAGAGCAGCACCAGCGUCAGUUCAGUUCUGGCCUUAACAGGUGCAUCAUACUAGCUUUGGUGAUUGCCAUCAGCAUGGGCUUUGGACACUUCUAUGGUACAGUACAGAUCCAGAAACGUCAGCAGCUGGUGGCAAAGACACGUGAAUUAAAAGAUAUGAAAGAUGACCUUUACCAGUGCCAACAAGAGCAAGGAGAUAAAGUACAUCACAAAGUGGGGGUAGAUACGAAUUUAGCUGGAAGUAUUGCCACCUGUUUGACCUCUACUGAAGUGGAGAAGAAAUCUUUUGAAUCUCAAAAAAGAAGUCUUGCUGUAGAAAAUCAGCGCUUAAGAGAAUCUCUAGAGAAGGAAGAAAAAGCUUUGGCCUCACUUCAGGAAGAAUUAAGGAAGCUAAGACAACAAAUUAGACACCUAGAAGAUAAAGGUGCUAGCACUGAGUCUAUUGUAAUGGAAAAUCAGAAACUAAGGGAACAUUUGGAAGAGGAAAAGCAAAGAAACCACAACUUCCUUAGGCAAAAGGAAACACUCUUUGCAGAGGCACAGAUGCUAAGGAGAGAACUGGACAAAGAACGUCAUGUUACAGAAGCUCUAAAAAAGGAACUGGAAGAGUUAAGUUCUCGUCAAACACCUGACAAUGCUAAUGAUGAUGAUACAUUAAGAGAAAAUCAAGAUAUAGAAGCUUUGCAAGAAAGACUAGUAGAGCUAGAAAGAAAGCUAAACUUUGAGCAACAUCGCUCUGACUUAUGGGAGAAGCUGUAUGUUGAAGCAAAAGACCAAACUGAAAAACAAGAAAUUGAUGAAAAGGGACAAAAGAAAGGUGCUAAAGGGCAAAGUAAGACUAAAAAGAAAUCAAAGGAAUCAUUUUUUGGUUCAGUUAAAGAAACAUUUGAUGCUAUGAAAAAUUCCACGAAAGAGUUUGUAAGACACCAUAAAGAAAAGAUUAAGCAGGCUAAGGAAGCAGUGAAAGAAAACCUGAAGAAAUUCUCUGAUUCUGUAAAGUCUACAUUCAGACACUUUAAAGAUAGCACAAAAAGCAUCUUUGAUGAAAAGGACAAGUCAAAUGAUAGAAGACGUGAGGCAAACAAGAAAGCUCGAAGUUUUUACCGAGAACAGAACUCUUACGAGAAUCUGAAGCACAUGCAUUACAGGGGACCUAACAUGCCAAAAGCAUUCAAAGACGGAAGAAAACAUCAGUUUGCAACAUUUGAAAAAGAUACAGAUUCACAGAAACGUCUCAAUGAUCCUUUGUGUAAUAGAAAACAUCGUUUAGGCCUAAAGGGCUGCUCUGGUAUUUUUGAAUGUGCUCAUCAAGAAUUCAUUAGUCUCUUUAACAGAGUUUCAGAUCCUAUCAGGGUGGAUGAAUUUAAUCGGCUAAUGAAAAAGUAUUUGCAACAAGUUGUACAUAACUUCCACCACUGGAGAGAACUAGAAAAUUUCAUCAACAAGUUUUUUCAUAAUGGGUUGUUCAUACAUGACCGGAUGCUGUUCACUGAUUUUGUUAAUGAUAUCAAGGAUUACCUGGAAGAUAUGAAGGAAUACCAAAAUAAUAAUGAAAAGGUUUUUGAGGAUUUGGACAAAUAUAUCUACAGAUACUACUUUCAUUAUGAUAAUUCACCCCAAUAUGGACCCAGUCGACCUAAAAGGCCUUCUUUUACACAAACUGAAAGUUCCAGACAUGAAAAACAAGCUCAGAAGUACCACCACCGUAAUAAAAGAGAAGGUAAAUGGCAUAAACACGGUCGCACUAAUGGAAGACACAUGGCAAAUCUUGAAAUAGAAUUGGGGCAAUUACCCUUUGAUCCAAAGUAUUGAGUAAUUUAUGGUAAAAAUAAGAUUAGAAUUUCCAUCCUCUCUGGAACCUUAUUGAUUUUCCACAAAGCAGCAAGAUCCAAGUUUUUUCUCGAAAUAAUUUCAUUUUUACACAUUUUUGUUAAAAGGCUGAAGUCAAGCUUUCUGAUUUGCAUAUUCUGUACUGUUGCUUUAACUGUUCUUUGGAAGCGAUGAGUAUGGGUGCCAGCAGUAUUGUUGCAACAACUAGGCAUGCAAUGACUUGUGUAUUGAAAAAUACGCUUAAUUGCGUUCCCUUAGUGUAGUUCAAGCUUGAGUCAUGCAUAAUGUACCAAUAAUCAACUCCAAUGUUUGAUACACUAACUUCAUCUCAUCCUUGGAAAAAUAGGUCUACAUUAUGGUAAUGAAUUUGUUAGUGUUUUGUAAUCUUAUACUUGCUUCCUGUCUUUGGGGGGGUGUUCAAGAGCCUGUUACAUUGUGAAGAAUUUGCUGUGUUGCGUUCUCAUCAGCUUGCUGAUUUAAGCACUUGAAAUGUCUUGCAUAUCUGCAUAUUGUAGAAGCAAAAUAAAGAGACAUUGUGGGUAAAAGUCUUUAUUUAUAAAACAAACCUAGCAUAGCUGUACAGUUC
This is a messenger RNA of Apaloderma vittatum (bar-tailed trogon), 3058 nucleotides long. It is a transcript of the gene CCPG1, whose product is annotated as cell cycle progression 1. NCBI's taxonomy places the organism in Eukaryota, Metazoa, Chordata, Aves, Trogoniformes, Trogonidae. The record is from RefSeq and is a predicted model, not a curated record. The transcript has 8 exons. Gene Ontology annotation, cellular component: membrane. The coding region runs from base 10 to 2454 and encodes 814 amino acids.